AUGCCAUGUAAUAAAAUCUCUGACAUUGUCGAAGGACAUGUCUUAGAACUUUUGCACCAAGGUUAUUCUCAGCCACGAAUAGUACACAUAUUGAAACUUGAUGGAAUAAAUAUAUCUCAAUCAACUGUAUCCAAUGUGAAAAGAAAGAUUGGUCGUCAACGAAAUUCUGAAUCAAAAAUAAAAAUUUUUCGAACAAAGUCACGAUUACCAAGGUCAAUCGUAAAUAAAGUAAUUAAAAAAAUUGACAUUAAUAAUCCACCAACUCAACGUGCAAUCGCAAAAUCUGUUCAUAUUGCUCAAUCAAGUGUCUCGAACAUUAUCAAAAAUGCUGGAUUUAGUCUUCGGAAGAAACGAAAAGUUCAAAGUCUUACAUCAUCAAACAUUAUAAAACGUCGAAAACGAUCACGUCGAUUUUAUCUUCAAUUAGCAAACCACCGGUACAAAAAAUUCACUACCACUGAUGAAUCUUGGUUUUAUCUGGAUGGAGUUGGAGGAAAACGUAAAUUGUUAUAUUAA
Molecule: messenger RNA, 516 nt
Organism: Rotaria sp. Silwood1
Lineage: Eukaryota; Metazoa; Rotifera; Eurotatoria; Philodinida; Philodinidae
Source: the annotation of a GenBank genome assembly